Messenger RNA from Tetrahymena thermophila SB210, 513 nucleotides. Its product is annotated as transmembrane protein, putative. Lineage: Eukaryota; Ciliophora; Oligohymenophorea; Hymenostomatida; Tetrahymenidae. The record is from RefSeq and is a predicted model, not a curated record. The transcript has 3 exons.
AUGACUUUAAUUAGGAAAAUUAAAAAUAUUAAUUUGAAGAAUUAUAGAGUACUAAUUAACAAUCUCUCAUGCUUAACAGAAACAGCUAAUAAACUGGACUUAGCAGCAUAAUACCUCACUAAUAACAAGGCCAAAUUUUUAAUUUAGAUAAAAAAUCAACAAAAACCAUAGAAUAAGGAACAACAAUAAUGGACCAUUAGGAAAUAAAUACAUUAAAUUAAUCAGAAAUUAACUGAUAAGAAUAAGCCAGUUAUUUAGAUGGUAUAAAACCAGAACCAUUAAAAUCUUAAAAUUUGUAUUAGUCUGAAAGCAUUGAAGCUAAACAAAGAAAAGAAGAUAAUAUUGCAAAUAUAUUUUAAAACGAAGUACAAAAAAUAAAUAACUCUCCUUAAAAUGAAUGAAUUUGAAAAAUUAAUUAAUUAUUUUAAGUAUUUUUUUUUUCUAUUAUAAGUUUGCGUUAAUUUUUUUAAUUUAGAAUUAUAAUUUUUUCUUUAAGUAAAAUUGAAAAAUUGA